UUUCAACCUAACCUUAAUCGGUAUAUUUAAUUUAUAUUGUUUAUUUGUGAUUAUUCACUAUUCAGGAAUGAGGCUAGCCCUAUAUUGAUUAUUUCUUAAAAGAAUAGGUGUCGAAAAAUUGUGAUUUCAAUAUUAUUAGAGUACAUAUAAUCUUCUUAUAUUCUUGAACAAUUUGCAAAGGAAUUAUGGAUUCAUUUCAAACGAAAAAACCAAAGAAUGAAGAUUUAGAAGUUACUGGUGUAUCUAGAAGUGGUCGCGUCAGAAAAAAAUCUUCAAAAUUAAUGGAUUUUGAGUCACCUGAUGAUAUUGAAAGGACAUAUAAUAAGAAGACGCCUAUUUCUUCUAGGAAAUCUGAUUACUUGGAUACACAAAUUGUAAGAAAAACACAUAAAUCCGAAGAGCAGUCUAGAGAUGAUUUCGAUAUGGAUGAAAGUAGUGGAAGUGAAUAUGAGCAACCUCCUCUACAAAAUGAAUCGAGUAUGGAAUCUGCGGAUUCCGAUAGCGAAAUGGAAGAUGUUUCUGGGGGUUUCAGGAGACUAGAUCCUGAUAUUACAAAAAAACGAUUGGUUAUUAAGGAUGGGAAGAUAUUCAAAAGUGAUAAAACUAAGGUACAUGGUGAUAAAUUUAAAACCAUCCUAUCUGACAAAAUAAAAACAAAACAAAUAGUCAAAAAAGUUGGGACUAGUAAAACGUCACUUACUACAUUUCCUUAUCAAUUUGGAGCAGGUGUCAAUUCCUAUGAAAAUAUUAAUGUUUCACCAUCAGAUCCUAGAGGCAAGGAUAGUUAUUUCAAAGUCAGUGGAAUCAAACCGAUAGAUGUAGCUGCGCAUCUCAAGCUACUCGGAGAAAGUCUAACAAUAAUUGGGGAACGAUUGAAAGAACAUGAGGGGCAAAUUGCAGUUUCUGGAAGUUUGUCUGUACUUUUAGAUUCAUGUCUUUGUGCACUUGGACCUCUUAUAUGCUUAACUCAACAAAUUCCUGAACUUCAAGAAAACUGUUGCUCACCUGAACAAUUGGCCACAACUUUAGACAAUGUAGCUUUCAUUAUGCCUGGGUUAUGAGUACAUCAUUUUACGCUAACUGAAGUAGUUUCAAACGUUUGCGACCUAAUUUUAAUUUCCACCAUGUCGUUAUAAGUACCCAUUUCUAGUAUUUUAUAAAUCAAAAUCGAAAAAAAAAAUGGUAAAAUGUUCAUUGUAUUUAAUAAAAUUUCAUAAGUA
Harmonia axyridis is the source of this 1220-nucleotide messenger RNA. Its product is annotated as HMG domain-containing protein 4. The transcript is spliced from 5 exons. The record is from RefSeq and is a predicted model, not a curated record. The coding region runs from base 186 to 1061 and encodes 291 amino acids. Lineage: Eukaryota; Metazoa; Arthropoda; Insecta; Coleoptera; Coccinellidae.